UGCGUGCGAUCAUAUAUGCGAAUUGCAUUCAGUGUGAAUACUCACUUAAUAAUUUUGCAGUUGAGCCUCAUUUUUCAAACUGAAUCGGCAAGGAAGAAAACAUCUCAACUUCCUUACCAAAACCGAAAACUGACAACAUCUAAUUUUACAAAAAUGAGUGCCGCAGAUCAGAUUUGUUAUACACUUAUCAGUGCUCCAAGUGAUACUGAGCAGCCAAAUGAAAUGCAAUUGAAAAUGGAUUUAGAAAAAGGAAACAUAAAGACCAAAAUUGAAGCUCUGAAAAAGACUAUCCACCUCAUUCUAAAUGGUGAAAAAUUUCCAUCCAUUUUGAUGACCAUUAUCAGAUUUGUGUUGCCACUCCAAGAUCAUACAAUCAAGAAACUCCUUCUGAUAUUUUGGGAAAUUGUUCCUAAAACCACCCCUGAUGGAAAAUUGAUGCAAGAAAUGAUUUUAGUCUGUGAUGCUUAUAGAAAGGAUUUACAACACCCAAAUGAAUUUAUUCGAGGAUCAACUCUACGGUUUUUGUGCAAACUAAAAGAGCCAGAGCUUCUUGAACCUCUAAUGAAAGCCAUAAGAGCUUGUUUAGAACACAGACAUUCUUAUGUGCGCAGAAAUGCUGUAUUAGCUAUAUUCACUAUUUAUAAGAAUUUUGAAUUUCUGAUUCCUGAUGCCCCUGAACUCGUAGCGAAUUUCUUGGAGACAGAGCAAGACAUGUCCUGCAAAAGGAAUGCCUUUAUGAUGUUGAUUCAUGUUGAUCAGGAACGUGCUCUGAAUUACCUUGGAUCCUGCAUUGAUCAAGUUCACACAUUUGGUGACAUAUUGCAACUUGUUAUAGUUGAACUUAUUUAUAAGGUCUGCCAUGGUAACCCAUCUGAAAGAUCUAGAUUCAUUCGUUGUAUUUAUAAUCUUUUGAAUUCCAGUAGCCCUUCUGUUCGGUAUGAAGCAGCCGGUACAUUAGUCACUCUUUCAAGUGCACCCACUGCCAUCAAAGCAGCAGCAAGUUGUUACAUAGAACUAAUUGUCAAAGAGAGUGAUAACAAUGUGAAACUCAUUGUUUUAGAUCGAUUGAUUGCUUUGAAAGACACUCCUGCACAUGAAAGAGUGCUACAAGAUCUUGUCAUGGAUAUUUUAAGAGUGUUGGCUGCAUCUGACUUAGAGGUUAGAAGAAAAACUUUAAAUCUAGCUUUGGAUCUUAUUUCUUCAAGAAAUGUUGAAGAGAUGGUUUUAGUUUUGAAAAAGGAAGUGACUAAGACUCACAAUGUGGCAGAACAUGAAGACACAGGAAAAUAUCGUCAGUUGUUAGUCCGCACUCUUCAUUCAUGUUGCGUAAAGUUUCCUGAUGUUGCCCCAGCUAUCAUACCUGUUUUAAUGGAGUUCUUAUCUGAUAACAAUGAACAAGCAGCUGCAGAUGUUCUUGCAUUCAUGCGUGAAGCCAUGCAGCGUUUUGAACAGUUGAGAAAUUUAAUUUUAACGAAAUUGCUGGAAUCAUUUUCCGCAAUCAAAACUGCCAAAAUUCACAGAAGUGCAAUGUGGAUUCUUGGAGAAUAUUGUGAAACUGUAGAAGAUAUCCAUAGUGUAAUGACAGAAUUUCGGCAGUGUCUUGGAGAGCUUCCAAUUGUGGAUGAUGAGAUAAAAAAAGCAUCUGGUGAAAACAAAGAAGAAAAUGAAAAUGAUGUGACAAUGAGUGCUCCUGUUCAAAAGUUAGUGACUGCUGAUGGUACUUAUGCUACACAGAGUGCUUUCAGUUCUGCACCAAUUCCAUCAAAAAAUGAUAAGAAGCCUCCAUUGCGUAUUUGCUUAUUGGCUGGAGAUUAUUUCAUUGGUGCUGCAUUGUCAGCUACUCUAGCAAAAAUUGCACUUCGAUACAUUACUCUGGUACAUGAUGCUAAAAAACAAAAUGCUUUUAUUGCUGAAUGCAUGUUAGUUAUGGCUUCAAUAAUUCAUUUGGGUAAAUCAGGAAUAGCUAAGAAGAACAUAAAUGAUGAUGAUCUGGAACGAAUAGCUCUGUCUAUUAAAGUACUUGCUGACCGUUCACCCCUUAUGAUUAAUAUAUUCAACGACGAAUGUAGGAAAUCAUUAGCUGCCAUGCUAGCUGCGAAACAUGAAGAAGAACUAGAACACCUUAAGGCUAAAGAGACAAACAAUGUUGUUAUCCAAACAGAUGAUCCAAUAACAUUCAGUCAAUUGACUGCCAAAGGAGAUGCUUCUGGGACUGAAAAUAUGUUUGAGCUAAGUCUUUCUCAAGCUAUGGGAGUGUUGAAAAAAGAUUCUGCAGCUGAUUUAAGCUCCUCUAAACUGAGCAAAGUGACUCAACUGACUGGGUUCUCUGAUCCAGUUUAUGCUGAAGCCUAUGUUCAUGUAAACCAAUAUGAUAUUGUCCUGGAUGUGUUGAUUGUCAACCAAACUUCUGAUACUCUUCAAAACUGUACUCUAGAACUAGCUACAUUAGGAGAUUUAAAACUUGUUGAAAAGCCAUCACCAGUAAUUCUUGCUCCUCAUGAUUUCUGUAACAUCAAAGCAAGUGUUAAAGUUGCAUCGACUGAAAAUGGCAUCAUUUUUGGUAACAUUGUAUAUGAUAUCAGCGGAUCAGCCAGUGACAGAAGUGUUGUUGUUCUGAAUGAUAUUCAUAUUGAUAUUAUGGAUUACAUUAUUCCUGCUACAUGCACCGAUCAAGAGUUCAGGCAAAUGUGGGCUGAGUUUGAAUGGGAAAAUAAAGUGUCUGUCAAUACUUCAUUGAAUGAUCUAAAAUGCUAUCUCAUGCAUUUGAUUGGAUUUACAAAUAUGAGGUGUCUAACACCAGAAAAGGCCCUGUCUGGUGAAUGUGGUUUCAUGGCUGCUAAUUUAUAUGCCCGUUCUAUUUUUGGUGAAUAUGCCCUAGCUAAUGUAAGCAUUGAGAAAAAUCCUGUUCAUCCUGAAGCUCCAGUGACUGGUCACAUUAGAAUUCGAGCUAAAAGUCAGGGAAUGGCCCUUAGUCUAGGCGAUAAAAUCAAUACAAGCCAAAAAAUGGCUUUGAAGACUGGCGCUUGAAAGAAGAAGUUUUAUUGAGUCAAAACAUCUUCAUUAUUUAAAAUAAGAACUUUUUUGACAUUCAAAGAUCAUGAUAUCUCAAAUUUAAAGGUAUAUUAUUAUACAUUGUAUUUUAAAAGCAUUCUUCAUUUUGUUGUAUGUUAAAUUUAUAGUAUUUUUCCAUGUAUAAAUAAAUCCACGUUGAAUAAU
Parasteatoda tepidariorum (common house spider) is the source of this 3216-nucleotide messenger RNA. Lineage: Eukaryota; Metazoa; Arthropoda; Arachnida; Araneae; Theridiidae. The record is from RefSeq and is a predicted model, not a curated record.